Messenger RNA from Penicillium crustosum, 291 nucleotides. RefSeq lists its product as uncharacterized. Bases 1 to 291 code for a protein of 96 amino acids. The record is from RefSeq and is a predicted model, not a curated record. NCBI's taxonomy places the organism in Eukaryota, Fungi, Ascomycota, Eurotiomycetes, Eurotiales, Aspergillaceae. The transcript has 3 exons.
AUGGAUCCCAAUGUCAGCGCCGGCGAUAUUGGCGCAGGCCAAUCAGUGCAUCCGCUAGUGACCGGCGCGUUCUUCCUUCUUCUGGAUGAUAUUCCAUUUAAUUUAUACCUUGCGCUCGAGUACCAUCAAGUCUUGAUGUCGCUACCCCUCAAGCUAGUCCAGAUGGAGACGCUUCCAUUGGACGCUAUAUGGCAAACCGCUUGGCUGAUAGCCCCUCAGCUGAAUCGGGCAGCGGACAACUGCAUUUUCCUCGGUGUCUUUGACUUUUCUGGUCUCAAGGCAACUGCCUAG